CUGGACCAACCAAGCGGUGCCAGGCCAGGUGUGCGCGUCCGUUGGUCCUUCCGUGCCCGCGCCGGAGACCAGCCCCCGGAGGCCGCCGGGCUCGUCCCUGUGCCCGGCACCAUGAAGCAGGAGUCCACAGUCCAGAACACUCCUCCCGCCUCGCCACCCCCUUCACCACCUCCCUCGCCAGCGGUGCAGCAUCCUCGGGAUGACGGCGACCCCCAAGCUCUGUGGAUUUUCGGGUACGGCUCCCUGGUUUGGAGGCCCGACUUCGCCUACAGUGACAGCCGUGUGGGUUUCGUGCGCGGCUAUAGCCGCCGCUUCUGGCAGGGAGACACCUUCCAUCGGGGCAGCGACAAGAUGCCUGGCCGUGUGGUGACCCUCCUUGAAGAUCGUGAGGGCUGCACUUGGGGUGUGGCAUACCAGGUUCAAGGUGAGCAGGUGAGCGAGGCCCUGAAGUACCUGAACGUGCGGGAGGCAGUGCUCGGUGGCUAUGAUACCAAGGAAGUCACCUUCUACCCCCAAGAUACCCCUGACCAACCACUCAAGGCAUUGGCUUACGUGGCUACCCCACAAAAUCCUGGUUACCUGGGCCCUGCACCUGAAGAGGCCAUUGCAACCCAGAUCCUGGCCUGCCGUGGCUUCUCUGGCCACAACCUCGAGUACUUGCUACGCCUGGCCGACUUCAUGCAGCUCUGUGGGCCCCAGGCACAGGACGAGCACCUGGCAGCCAUCGUGGACGCUGUGGGCACCAUGCUGCCCUGCUUCUGCCCCACUGAACAGGCUUGGGCGCUGGUCUGAGGGGUUGAGCCCCUGCAGGGAGUGCCCAAUAGACAUGGGGCCACGUGCCUACUCCUGUGGCACACAGCAGACUUGAUACAGCUCACUGAAGGGAUUUGGUGGGUGGUGGGGAGCUUCUCUCCCUAAGCCCCUGCCUGUCCCAGCAGUCUCCAGCUCUCCUGCCUGACACUGACUUACUACUUGAAACUAUUUAUUGCACCAUGUUGGUGUGGUGUGCAGGGUGGGGGGCCUGCCCUGGACAUAUGGGCCCUGCUGAGCGGUGCCUGAUGAGAUUCCCCCCAGUGCUGCUGCUAACCCCAUCCCACCCAGGCCACUGCUUCCCCACCCCCAGACCAACUGUUCUCUAGCCCUGGAAAUAUGCCACCUGUGAAAAGUCCCAGCCUGCUUGUAAGGGACAGCAGGGAUUGAAGAGAAGGGGGCCUUAGAAGAACUGAGGCACCUAUGGGUCUGGCUCUUCCUCCCACAUUCCCAGGGCAGAACUGGAUCUGGAGCCAGGUACAGCUGCCUGGGUCUCUUGGCCAUUUGGCUUCGUUUCCCUGUUCCACUGUCUGUUUACUUGUCAGUUGGUCUACUCCUGGGAAGCUCCUCACUGUAGGCCUGGUACCUUCUCAGUCUGACCCAUACUGUUACCCAUAAACUGAUCCCUUAUUA
Messenger RNA from Hyaena hyaena (striped hyena), 1443 nucleotides. It is a transcript of the gene CHAC1, whose product is annotated as ChaC glutathione specific gamma-glutamylcyclotransferase 1. The coding region runs from base 112 to 792 and encodes 226 amino acids. Lineage: Eukaryota; Metazoa; Chordata; Mammalia; Carnivora; Hyaenidae. The record is from RefSeq and is a predicted model, not a curated record. The transcript is spliced from 3 exons. Gene Ontology annotation, cellular component: cytoplasm. Gene Ontology annotation, molecular function: gamma-glutamylcyclotransferase activity; glutathione specific gamma-glutamylcyclotransferase activity. Gene Ontology annotation, biological process: glutathione catabolic process.